UUUAGGAGGGGGAUUUAAGAGGGGGAAGCAGCGGUCGCCGAGCUCCACCCGGCCGCCAGGUACGGCCCCGGGGACGGGACGGGCUCUGCAGCCACACCGGGAGGCUCCAGGCAUGGAGGUCAGGACGGGCACGGCCAUGCCGAGGCUGCUGGGGCUGGGGCUGGGGCUGGGGGUGCUGAGGCUGCUGCUGCUGCUGCUGCUGCUCGCCUGCACGGCUCCGUGCCCCUCGGCAGGCGACCAGGCAGUGAGGGGACCUGGCAUUGUGCGUGGGCACCUGGGGAGGUCCCUCUCGGUGUCCUGCUCGUACCAGCACGGCUACGAGAACAACUCAAAGUACUGGUGCCAACCGGGAACAGUUAGGACCUGUGCUUAUGACGACUACAUCAUCGCCACCUCGGAGAAGAAGCCCCAGGUUCAGCGGGGCCGGUUCUCCAUCUGGGACAAUCGCACGCAGCGGGUGUUCACCGUGACCAUACAGAACCUGGAGGCAGAGGACGCGGGCACCUACCGCUGCGGGGUGCGAAAGCCCUUACUUCAGUUUGAUGACAGUGACGGUGUGAAGGUGAUCGUGUCCCCAGGUCAGUGCUUGCGGGUCCCCAAGGUCCGACGUCAGUGUCCCCCCCCGGCCAAGCAGAAGCGCCAGGAGCAGGGGCUGUGGGAGGAGGUGGGCGUCCAUGCACCAUGGGGCUGCGCCGGGACGGGUCCUCAGGGCACCUCGGUGUCUUCCAGGUGUCUCCACGGCCCCUUCUUGGAGCUGCAGGGUCAGCCGCCCCAUGGCGGUGGUGCAUCGCCCUCCUCCCCGUGCCCUGUAGCCCCUUUCUCCCCCCAUGGCCCUCUCCCUGCCUGUGCCCUCCUGCCCUCACUGCCAGCUCUGGGGAGCCCCGGCUCCCACCCCAUUUCCGUGCCGUGUCGGUGCUGGCGGCGCACAGGGUGCCUGGGGCCCCUUCCUGCAGCCGGAGCCUGGCUGAGCCUUUUUCCUCUUCUAGCUGCAGUUCCCACUCUGACAGCAUCGCCCUCCACCAUGGCCACUUCACCUGGGUCCACCUUGGGCUCCACGCAGCUACCUCCCCAGCAGGAAGGGACGCAGGUGACAGCCAGCCCCUCUGCCACCCCUGGCAAUGGCCUGGACAUAGCUCUGGUCGUCCUCACUCCCUGCAUCGCAGUGGUUCUGUUUUUGCUCGCCGUUGCUGCCGGGGUUUUGGUGGUACUGUCCAGGAAAAGGAAGCAGGCCUUCUCAGGAGCAGCUGUCGAGAUGGACAGGAUCCGUGGCACGCCGAACGUGGGAGCGGACGUGCUGCACUACGCAGAAAUUGGGCACCCAGACAGUGCAGACGAGAGCCAGCCCUAUGGCAACGUGGAGGCUUUGCGCCCCUCGGCAAACGCAGCCACCGACUACACGGAGGUCAAGAGGCCCAGCCAGAAUCUGGAUAAGAAAAACGAGCCCACUUACGCCAUGGUGCGCAAAUCCCAGCAGGAGGAGCAGCUCUACGCCAACAUGCUUCCAGCCCGGCAGCGUGCGGCGCAGUGAGGGCUCAGGACCCGGCACCACUGCCCUGCAUGGGACCUUGGGCAUGGGACAUGCGUGGGGACACCGGGACGGAUGCUGAGUUGGGCAGGAGACGGCUCCCCAAGGGAGCUGCUGCUCCCACAGGCUCUGGAGCUACCUUGGAGCAGCCUCGGAGAGGACGAGGUUGUGCAAGGGGCGCUGCACGGGGAUGAAAUCGUCCCCCUGCAUCUGGAGCCCUCAUGCCUGGUACGGCGUGGUGCCGGGACUGGAAAGCAGCCCAAGGGUUUGGGUUGUCCAGAUGGACAAAAGUGUCCAGGCAAAGGAGCUGGGAGCUGCGGGUGGGCUGCUUGGCUCCGUGCCCCCACUGCCCCGCGCUGAUGUUUCGCACCGAUGGACCAGAGCUGGCAGCUCCCGAGAGCAGGGCAGGGAGAAAUGCUACGUCCACCUGCCCUGUGCCUGCAGGCACUGCCAGCACCUCGGGCAUCCCAGCUUAGGGGCGCAGUGUGGUGCCUGGUGUCCUGGACAGCCCCAAACCAGCCUCUGUGUUCGUGUCCGUGCUCCGAAGGACACCGCAGAGGUGUUCCCAUCCCUCUUGAACAGCUGCUGGCGAGCAGCUCCCCAAAACCCCGCAGCCCCGAGCUCCCUCUCAGCUUCGCUGACUAUUUAUUUCUCGGCACCCUCUCAACGUGCUGUUCUCCAUAAAACAUCCCUCCUCUAUCAGUAAAAGCAGCCGAGCCUCUGAUACCAUCCAACGCCGCUUCCAGCUGUGUUUGUGCUACAAUUUUGCACCACGACAAGAGGGACGCUUUGCACAGUGUCCCCCCAGAAGCAGAGCUGGCACCUUGCUCGUGCCAUCCCCAGCAGCGGGGGGACCCCAGCUCCAUCAGGGCACGAGCUGCAGCAGCACGGGCUCACCGACACGCAGCCUUCCUCCUCCCCAGCCCAGCACCGGUGCUGAGCUCCCUCCGAGCUCCUGCCCCUCUCGGGGCUGUCCACCUGCUGGGAAACAGGCUGGGCUUUGGCACCUCGCUGUGCAUCAGCCAGGAGCGCUGGCGGACUCAUUUGGGGCGAAAUUAUUAAUGCUGUUAAUUGUUAUAAAGCGUUGUUUGGGUGU
Anas platyrhynchos (mallard) is the source of this 2621-nucleotide messenger RNA. The record is from RefSeq and is a predicted model, not a curated record. Lineage: Eukaryota; Metazoa; Chordata; Aves; Anseriformes; Anatidae.